Manihot esculenta (cassava) is the source of this 3532-nucleotide messenger RNA. RefSeq names its product protein FAM135B. Lineage: Eukaryota; Viridiplantae; Streptophyta; Magnoliopsida; Malpighiales; Euphorbiaceae. The transcript has 15 exons. The coding region runs from base 377 to 2929 and encodes 850 amino acids. The record is from RefSeq and is a predicted model, not a curated record.
CAUCAUGCCACCAGCGAGACUGAUGUUUUCUCUCCUUCUCUCUGUAGACUUUCCAUCUUUGUUCUGAUUCUUCUUGAAUCGGACGCCAAAAAAAAAAACCUACAAACCCUAGAAGUCUCUCCACAGAUUGUUUAUCUCAGAUCAUUUCAAGGUCUUUAUUCUCUCUCUCAAUUCCUUUUUCUCUGGUAACUUGAUUUUCCCGGUUUUGCUUUUCUUUAAUUGUCUUUCUCUCUCUCUGCAGCUUUGGAGGUGAACGGGGGGUUUUUGUAGAGAGAGAGAGAGGGAGAGAGAGGAGACAGAGAAAGGAGCUCCUUGAGAGAGCAAUAGCCACAGGGGUUUUGUGGUUUGCCAUGUGGUUAUUGCCCUCCUCAAUGGAAUGAGCUUUUUGGAGAAUUGGUUUCAUGACAUCAAUGGUUAUGGGUUCCAAAAUGGAUAUUUCAACAGUCAGAGUGUUUUGGAUUUGAAUACCUUGGCUUCAAAAGGAAGGGAAACAAGUUUUUUGGAUUUGGGAUUACAUAUGUUUCAGCAUUUAGGGUGCUUAAUUGGUAUUAAUCCUAAGAUUGGGACACAAAAGAGGUUGCCCAAUGCGAAGCCAUUGCAAACUAAAAUUAAACCAAUUGCCAUGUUGGAUACUGUGCAAGAAAUUGCCAUCUACAUACAUAGGUUUCACAACCUUGACCUUUUUCAGCAAGGGUGGUAUCAAAUCAAGAUCAGCGUGAGAUGGGAAGACAAUGCAUAUACUUCUUUGGGAAGUCCUGCAAGGGUUGUUCAAUGUGAACCUCCUGAUUUGGGUUCUGAUAACACAUGUGGAGUGUGGAAGAUUGAUGAUGCAGACAACAGUUUCUCAACACAGCCAUUCCGAAUUAAAUAUGCCAAGCAGGAUAUUCUUUUAUCUAUUAUGAUCUCUUUCAAUCUACCUCUUGGAGAAUGCAAGGGUCCAUCUACGUCUGCUGUUAUUUUGAAGUUCGAGCUUUUGCAAGCUCCCGCGUCAGAGAAUGGGCUUGAGUUGCUGGCACAUCUAGAUGCUUCCUCAGUUGCAGUCCAUGAAUUUCGUAUUCCCCCAAAAGCACUUUUGGGAUUGCAUUCAUAUUGUCCUGUCCAUUUUGAUGCAUUUCAUGCUGUGCUAGUUGAUGUAAGUGUUCAUGCCAGUCUGUUGAAGGCCAGCUCUUACAUGAAGGUAUCCAGUGAUUCAUGCUCCCAUGAAGAUGUUGCUGGCAAACAGAUUGAUAGGUCCAAUCAAUCAUUAGGUCAAGUGGCUUCUGUAGACAUGAAGCAGAUCAUGCUUGUUAAAGCAUUAUCAGUUGCCCGUGACACAUUGCUUGAAGAGCUACAAAAACUAAGCAAAGCCAUUGACCAAGCUAUUGAUUUAACUGAUUUUUCCAAAACAAAUAAUGAGGAGAUGUUCGAUUCCAUCUUGCGACCAAAUCUCGGCACUGUAGAUGGUGAAGUUUCAGGACAAGGCAAGCCAAAGAAUGUUCUUGAGAAGUCGAGCAGUAUUGCAGAUUUUCAAAGUGAUGUGUUGCCCUACACUUUAUCAGAGGAUACUGUGGUUAAAAUUUUCCAUUCCCUGGGUGUUCAAUUAUCAGACUUAUGGAGCACUUUUCUGCAGUUUCACAGGGUAAACAAAACCAAAAUAUUAGAGUUUCUGAGUACAAAAUGGGCCGAGGAUCGAAGGGCUGAAUGGUCAAUAUGGAUGGUUUGCUCAAAGGUUGAGAUGCCUCAUCAUUACAUUAGCAGGCGAAAUAAAGAUUUUUCCCACCCUACUGUCCCAAAAAGAGUUGCCAGCUUGUGGAAGUUACCUGAUGACCCUGUCCAAACCUUGGCUACACGUGCUGAGCUUCAUCGGCGAAGUAUUGCACAAAUGAAGAUUAAUAAUCAGUCAAUUCAAGACAUGCAUAUUUUUGGAGAUCCUCUUCGAAUUCCUAUUAUAAUUGUGGAACGUGUUAUGAAUGCACCCCGGCGUGCUCUUAGUGAACAUUCUUACUUUAGAAAUGUAGACCUGAUAGAUUCGCCUAUCUUGCUCUCACAACCCAGCAUUGAAGCUGAAACAAGCCUAUUUAGUUCCAACCUGAAGCAGAAUGGUCGUGAGUUGAAGGUUGUUGUCUUUGUGCACGGAUUUCAGGGACAUCAUCUGGAUUUAAGGCUUGUUCGAAAUCAAUGGCUUUUGAUAGACCCCAAGAUAGAGUUUCUUAUGUCUGAGGUAAAUGAAGACAAAACAUCUGGAGACUUUAGAGAAAUGGGACAAAGGCUGGCUCAAGAAGUGGUCUCUUUUCUUAAAAAGAAAAUGGAUAAAGUUUCUAAAUCCUGCAGCUUGAGAGGUGUCAAACUUAGCUUUGUUGGGCAUUCUAUUGGAAAUAUCAUUAUAAGGACAGCGUUAGCAGAGAGCAUUAUGGAACCAUACCUGAGAUACCUCUACACGUAUGUAUCUAUAUCUGGCCCACACUUGGGAUACCUUUACAGUGCAAACUCCUUGUUUAACUCUGGCAUAUGGCUUUUGAAAAAGCUCAAGGGAUCACAAUGCUUCCAUCAGCUUACUUUCACUGAUGACGUAGAUCUUCGCAAAACUUUCUUGUACAGACUUUGUGAGCAGAAGACACUCGAGAGUUUCAGGCAUACAAUACUGCUAUCUUCACCUCAGGAUGGUUACGUGCCACAUCAUUCUGCGAGAAUUGAGCUGUGUCAGGCUGCUUCCUUGGAUUUCUCAAAAAAGGGUGCAGUAUUCCUGGAGAUGCUGAAUAAUUGCUUGGAUCAGAUACGUGCCCCGACCUCUGAGAAUCGGCUGUUCAUGCGUUGUGAUGUCAACUUUGAUACCUCCUCCUAUGGCAGAAGCUUCAAUACAUUGAUUGGGCGGGCCGCCCAUAUCGAGUUUUUGGAGUCCGACACUUUUGUGAAGUUCAUCAUGUGGUCUUUUCCAGAACUAUUUCGCUGAUAUCCAUGGAAAUCACCUGCCAUCUCCACCCUUCCAGCUUUGCUGGCAUCUUCAGCAAGUGUUUCGCUUAAUUAUCUUUUGGCUGCGGGACUAGCAAAAAUGGGAUGUGAGGUCAGGUAGCUGAACAUUGGGCAGCUGCAUUCUUCGUUGGCAUGCAUAUUCCGGCUGACCGCACUGACUUUGAGUCAAAGCCAAUUUCACUAGAAGAAAGUGAUCAUACCCUGUGAAAUUUAUCAUGCCUGACCUACAAAACGAUGUUAUUUGUAUGCUCUUGGUGAGGUAUGAGAUGCUCAAAGCCAUCAUUUGUCUGUAAGGAAAACUCGACUCUUGGUUUCGGGGUCAGUGGUGUAAUUAUCAUCUAGGUUUAGAAUGCCUGUUUGCCAGAUAAUAGAUUGUGCGUGAAAACAGUUGAAAGUGAACAAGCUCAAUAUAGCUAAGCUCUCCAGUUGGCAUGUUGUAAUAAUAUUGUCAUAAGCUAAUUUUAUUACUUGCUUCUGUGGGAAGAGAAAUCUAUUUUGUACAUUUCUCUGAAUGUUUCUCUGAUCUCGGCGUAAUUUUUCAAAUUAUAAUAUAUUUUUGUUAAUCAGAUUUAUUAUUUAGUUA